Stegastes partitus (bicolor damselfish) is the source of this 1818-nucleotide messenger RNA. It is a transcript of the gene slc6a1b, whose product is annotated as solute carrier family 6 member 1b. NCBI's taxonomy places the organism in Eukaryota, Metazoa, Chordata, Actinopteri, Pomacentridae. Gene Ontology annotation, cellular component: axon; plasma membrane; cell surface. Gene Ontology annotation, biological process: nitrogen compound transport; amino acid transport; sodium ion transmembrane transport. Gene Ontology annotation, molecular function: gamma-aminobutyric acid:sodium:chloride symporter activity. The record is from RefSeq and is a predicted model, not a curated record. The transcript has 14 exons. The coding region runs from base 1 to 1818 and encodes 605 amino acids.
AUGGCUACCAACGGGACCAAAGCCUCGGACGGACACGUCUUAACGGAGACGGUGAAUGACGCGCCCACCACCACGCCAAACGACAAACCCAAAACCUUGGUUGUGAAAGUGCAGAAGACGAAAAAGGAUCUACCCGAGAGAGAAACGUGGGCUGGGAAAUUUGACUUUCUUCUCUCUUGUGUCGGAUACGCAAUCGGACUCGGGAAUGUCUGGAGAUUUCCUUACUUAUGUGGGAAAAACGGCGGAGGGGCCUUCUUGAUUCCCUACUUUUUGACCCUCAUAUUUGCUGGCAUGCCCCUGUUCUUUCUGGAGACGGCUCUCGGUCAGUACACUUCUAUCGGUGGUCUGGGAGUGUGGAAGCUGGCUCCAGUGUUCAAAGGUGUGGGUCUUGCUGCUGCCGUUCUGUCCUUUUGGCUCAAUAUCUAUUACAUAGUCAUCAUUUCCUGGGCUCUUUACUAUCUGUACAACUCCUUCACUGCUGACCUGCCAUGGCAGACUUGUGGCAAUCCCUGGAACACAGACCGCUGCUACACCAACUACAGCAUCACAGACACCAGGAACCUCACCAGCGCUGUGGUGGAGUUCUGGGAACGGAACAUGCACCAGCUGACCGACGGUCUGGAGAAGCCUGGGGAGGUCAGGAUCCCGCUGGCUAUCACACUCGCCAUCGCUUGGGUGCUCGUCUAUUUCUGUAUCUGGAAGGGGGUCAGCUGGACUGGCAAAGUGGUGUACUUCUCAGCCACAUACCCUUACUUCAUGCUGUUCAUCCUGUUUUGUCGUGGCAUCACUCUACCUGGUGCCUUUGAUGGAAUCCUGUUCUACAUCACACCAGACUUUGAAAAACUGAAGCAGUCUGAGGUGUGGCUCGAUGCUGCCACUCAGAUCUUCUUCUCCUACGGGCUGGGAUUAGGCUCCCUGAUCGCUCUCGGCAGCUACAAUCCCUUCAAUAACAACGUGUACAGAGAUUCUAUCAUCGUCUGCUGCAUCAACUCCUUCACCAGUAUGUUCGCCGGCUUUGUCAUCUUCUCCAUCGUGGGAUUCAUGGCCAACGUAACAAAGAGACCCAUUGCUGAUGUGGCCGCCUCAGGACCUGGUUUGGCGUUUCUGGCGUAUCCGGAGGCCGUCACCAAGCUGCCCAUCUCUCCACUCUGGGCCAUACUCUUCUUCUCCAUGCUGCUGAUGCUGGGAAUCGACAGCCAGUUCUGUACUGUGGAAGGCUUCAUCACUGCACUGGUGGAUGAAUUCCCUCGGGUCCUCCGGAAACGUAGAGAGCUCUUCAUUGCAGCUGUCUGCCUUGUUUCUUACAUCAUCGGACUGUCCAACAUCACACAGGGUGGCCUGUAUGUGUUUAAGCUGUUUGACUACUACUCUGCCAGCGGCAUGUCCCUGCUUUUCCUGGUCUUCUUUGAGUGCAUCUCGAUUUCAUGGUUCUACGGUGUAAACAAAUUCUACGACAACAUUGAGGAGAUGAUCGGCUACAGGCCCUGCAUGUGGUGGAAGGCCUGCUGGGUUGUCUUCACUCCACUCAUCGUGGCCGGAGUCUUCUUGUUCAGUGCAGUGCAGAUGGUUCCCCUCACGAUGGGCGACUACGUGUUCCCAGCCUGGGGUCAGGGGGUGGGCUGGUGCAUGGCGCUCUCCUCCAUGACGCUCAUCCCUGGAUACAUGGGCUACAUGUUCCUCACACUCAAAGGCACAUACAAAGAGCGUCUGCGGAUGAUGAUCAAGCCUUUGGCAAUGGUGAAGGCUCAGGAAAAUGGCCCAGACCAGCAGACAGAAAACCAGAACCAGAACCCUGCCAACGAGGAAGCCUACAUCUAA